AUGUCAAAACGUUCAAGAGAGGAUGAUAAUAGUUUAGAGAUGGAGGUACUAAAUGUAUCCUCCACUUCAGGAAAGGAUGAGAACGGUAACGCCACUGUCGAAUCCUUUGCAGAUUUGAAGCUAUCUGAGCCAACUAUGAAAGCUAUUGAGAAGAUGGGCUUUGAAAAUAUGACUCCAGUUCAAGCUAGAACUAUUCCACCUUUACUUGCCGGUAGAGAUGUUUUAGGUGCUGCAAAGACUGGUUCUGGUAAGACCUUAGCUUUCUUACUUCCAGCUAUUGAAAUGUUACAUUCGUUGAAAUAUAAGCCAAGAAACGGUACCGGUGUCAUUGUUAUUACUCCUACUAGAGAGUUAGCAUUACAAAUUUUCGGUGUUGCUCGUGAAUUAAUGGAAUUUCAUUCACAAACGUUUGGCAUUGUUAUCGGUGGUGCUAACCGUAGACAAGAAGCCGAUAAGUUAGUUAAAGGUGUCAAUAUGUUGAUUGCAACCCCUGGUAGACUACUGGAUCAUUUACAAAAUACAAAAGGUUUUGUUUACAAAAAUUUGAAAGCUUUGAUUAUUGAUGAAGCUGAUAGAAUAUUAGAAAUUGGUUUCGAAGAUGAAAUGAAGCAAAUUAUAAGGAUUCUACCAAAGGAAGAUAGACAAUCAAUGUUAUUUUCUGCCACUCAGACCACUAAAGUUGAAGAUCUAGCUAGAAUGUCUUUAAGAAAGGGUCCAUUAUUCAUUAAUGUUGUCACUGAUAAAGAUACAUCUACUGCAGAUGGUUUAGAACAAGGUUAUGUUGUUUGUGAAAGUGACAAAAGAUUCCUAUUAUUAUUCUCUUUCUUGAAGAGAAACCAAAAAAAGAAAAUCAUUGUCUUCUUAUCAUCUUGUAAUUCUGUCAAAUAUUACGCAGAAUUAUUGAACUACAUCGAUUUACCAGUUUUAGAACUUCAUGGUAAACAAAAGCAACAAAAGAGAACAAACACUUUCUUCGAAUUCUGUAAUGCUGAAAGAGGUAUUCUGGUAUGUACCGAUGUUGCCGCUAGAGGUUUAGAUAUUCCAGCUGUUGACUGGAUUGUUCAAUUCGAUCCACCUGAUGAUCCAAGAGAUUAUAUUCAUAGAGUAGGUAGAACUGCAAGAGGUACAAAGGGUAAGGGUAAGUCUCUGAUGUUUUUAACUCCACAUGAAUUAGGGUUCUUGAGAUAUUUAAAGGCUGCGAAAGUUCCAUUAAAUGAAUACGAGUUUCCCACAAACAAAAUUGCAAAUGUACAAUCACAAUUAGAAAAACUAAUCAAGUCUAAUUACCAUUUGCACCAAAUAGCUAAAGAUGGUUAUAGAUCGUACUUACAAGCUUACGCUUCACAUUCAUUGAAAACUGUUUAUCAAAUUGAUAAAUUAGAUUUAACAAAGGUUGCCAAAUCAUAUGGUUUCCCAAUUCCUCCAAAGGUAAAUAUAACAAUCGGUGCUAGUGGUAAAACACCAACUGAUAAAAAACGUAAGACUCAUAGAAACUAG
Molecule: messenger RNA, 1497 nt
Organism: Tetrapisispora phaffii CBS 4417
Lineage: Eukaryota; Fungi; Ascomycota; Saccharomycetes; Saccharomycetales; Saccharomycetaceae
Gene: HAS1
Product: ATP-dependent RNA helicase HAS1
Exons: 1
Coding region: 1-1497 (498 amino acids)
Biological process (GO): maturation of LSU-rRNA from tricistronic rRNA transcript (SSU-rRNA, 5.8S rRNA, LSU-rRNA)
Cellular component (GO): nucleolus
Molecular function (GO): ATP binding; RNA helicase activity; nucleic acid binding
Source: RefSeq, a predicted model, not a curated record